Molecule: messenger RNA, 2091 nt
Organism: Cynoglossus semilaevis (tongue sole)
Lineage: Eukaryota; Metazoa; Chordata; Actinopteri; Pleuronectiformes; Cynoglossidae
Gene: znhit2
Product: zinc finger, HIT-type containing 2
Exons: 2
Coding region: 359-1972 (537 amino acids)
Source: RefSeq, a predicted model, not a curated record
CCCUCUGAAAAGGCUCUGCUCAGUGUCACUUUAAGCUGACGUGCGCGGCCUGAUCUGUCUGACAGCACACAUCUGUCUCUCUGCCCUCUCUCUCUCUCUCUCUACCACACCGAGCGUGUCAUGGCGUGUAGGUGUUGAAGCAUGAAGGGUUUUCCUCCUCUCAUGGAAAUAACAACGUCAGUCUGUGACACCGUGUCUGUGCAGCCGCCGUGGAUCUGCAGGACGGUCUUCGCCGUGACUCACCGGUGAAGGAGGAGAGAGUUGAAGAAACUCCGAGGUCGUGGGUGAAGCUGAUUAACAGGAGGAGACAUCUCAUUGUUUUGACUUUGCUGAAGGAAAACCAAGCGGUCUAUGGGCCAUGAAUCCAUCAAUCAGACGCAGACUUCCUCCGUCGGUGAGACGUCUUCUGACCGACAUCGGUCCAAAGGAGGAUUGGAGUGAUGACGAACCAGCGCCCUCAACUGUAGAUGGAGUGUUACUCCCGAACAGAGGAGAAGAGAAGUUUCUGGAGCCUGCCAAGUCACGGGAGGAUGAGAGUAAGGCCCGGAGGAACGCGCUGUGCAUGAUAUGUAAACGUAAGCCCUCCUGCUACAGCUGCCCUCGCUGUAACCAGCCGUACUGUGGCCUCGUUUGUUACCAGAGCCCAGCUCAUUCCACCUGCUCUGAAGAAUUCUACAAGGAGUGUGUUCUGAAGGAACUGAAACACAUGGGGAGGACGGACGACAAAGACAGAAAGAACAUACAGGAAAUGCUUGUCGGGCUUAAACACAAGGCUGAGAAUACAGAAGGGGGGAUGGAAGGUUUGUUGAAGGAGGCAGGUGUGGUGUCGGCUGAAGGAAGAGAUGGUUUGGAGGAGAAGGUGGAGGUGAUGGUGCUGCUGUCCAGGUUGGCUGAGCUACAACAGUCAGGGACGGGACAUGAACCUGAGAUCGAGGCUAUUGUAAGGAAGCUGGAAGAAAUUGGAGAUGUGGAAGAUGAUGUUGAUGAGGAGGAGGAGGAGACAAACUGGAAGCUGGAAUUGGCAGAACGUUUUUCACAAAUGGAUCUGGAUAAGCUUUCUGAGCAGGAAUUAUGGGAAAUUCUUAGUCAAAAAGAGAGAGAAAAGUUCAUCAGUCUGACAAAGUCUGGAGCUCUUGACAGAGUGGUUCCCAUCUGGAUACCGUGGUGGGAGGAACAUUAUGAACGCACACUGGUGGAUGAGGUGAAGCACGAGGGUCCGACGACUGUGGGAGAACGAGGUGAUCAAAGUUUAGAGGCACAGGUUUGUAAUCAUGACAAAUCAACAGAAAGUGCAGUAUUUUCAAAUGUGCCUCCACUUUCUACAAAAAUAUCCAAGUUGAGUUCCAUGUGUGCCCGUCCCUCUCCUCUCAUAUGCUUCAGUUUGGUCAACGCGCUCUUUGUUUAUGUUUUCACACUGGUCUUAUUCAACGGUGACGCUGACUCUCUGAUGUUUGACUUCUGUGACAUGGUUCUGGCUCUGUCUGAAGCCUUUGACUCCAGCAGGGUGUUCAGCUCUGUCCACCAGGCCUUGGCCUCUGCUGAAGCUCUCAUGUUGCGUGAAGGAUACUUGGACAAGGAGGAUCCUUUGGCCCCGGCGAGGGCUCUGGAAGCAGUGGCUCACGUCAUGUCAGGCAGAGAUCCAAAAGACUCCACAGGCUACUGUUUAGCUGCCCUCAGCCAGCUUCGCUCUGUGUUUUCACAAGCAGGAAGUGCCUUAUCUAAAGAAGGAGAGGAGGGAGCGAGGAGGCACAGGUACUUCCUGGCGAGAAAAAAGUGUGAAUUCUUUCAAGCCUGGGUGUUGGAAAAUGUGUCUGAGAUUCAAAGAGUUGCUGUUGAAUUAUGGACUGAAUACAACAAGAGACAGAGCGCAAGAAAGUGCCUGGAGUCAGCAAAGACGACGGUAGAGCAUCAAAUCAAAACAGUGAGAAGAAGAAGACACAACAGUCAUAUCAUCCAGGAAGUUAGCCAAUGAGAACUCUCUUUAACGUGUGUUUGAUGUACUGUAAAUAUAAUGUGAAGAUGAUUUGUGCACACAACAGUAAAUACAGGUUUAGAAAUACAUUUUCCUGAAAUAAAGUGAAAGUGAUUUGU